AUGCAAAUAAAUGAUGAUGCAUCUCGCUGUGGGAGGCGCAUGGGGCUGUGCGUCGUUCGCUUAAAACAAGGCGAUCCCUCUAUAUACGGUCACUCUGAAGAGGUACUUUUCUUCCGCGCGCAAGGCUUCGAGCCCCUCCUCGUUUCAGGCAUCUACUUUGCCUUGGGAAUCGGCCAACGUUCGGUGGUAUCCCGCUCACGCACCGCGGUGUAA
Molecule: messenger RNA, 213 nt
Organism: Laccaria bicolor S238N-H82
Lineage: Eukaryota; Fungi; Basidiomycota; Agaricomycetes; Agaricales; Hydnangiaceae
Exons: 2
Coding region: 1-213 (70 amino acids)
Molecular function (GO): methyltransferase activity
Source: RefSeq, a predicted model, not a curated record